Ixodes scapularis (black-legged tick) is the source of this 5127-nucleotide messenger RNA. RefSeq lists its product as uncharacterized. Gene Ontology annotation, molecular function: nucleic acid binding; catalytic activity. The record is from RefSeq and is a predicted model, not a curated record. The transcript is spliced from 2 exons. Lineage: Eukaryota; Metazoa; Arthropoda; Arachnida; Ixodida; Ixodidae.
AUGGAAAGCAUGAAGCCCCAAGAUACUCAUGCACUAGACCACUCAGCCUCGAGGGGCGUCCUCGAGCCCGUGGAGACUGAUCUCGAGACAUCGAACAGCUUCGCGGAGCUCUCCGAGGACGCCCGGGACCCCGAGCCUGACCUGACAAGGCUCUGCAACAAAGGGGCUUCACCCGCGACUAUCGCGGUACCCCUACAUUGUGCGAAAACACACUCGGAACUUGGAUGGGCGUACGUGUGUGGAACGAAGAAGAAGCUCAACAAGAAGCGGAUCGGCGCUUCUCAGAUUGACACGCGGCCGCCUGUUAGACGUCGAACGACGCCCAUACCAGCCAACGAAAUCAAGAUCACCCUCAGACCCAACCAAGGACUAGCGCUCGGACAGGUAGGAAGCAUCGAGCUCGGAAUAGCGAUUAUUACCGAGGUUGGAAAACCACAUAUCUGCGGAAAGAACGACUUCACUGCUUACAUCAGAUACGGCUCCAACAUCGUCGUGAUCAGCACGGCGAGAACGGACACCGCCGAGGAAAUCAAGAAGAUCACAAGACUCCGCUUACGUGGGAGGGUUCACGAGUUCAACACCCACGUCGUCAUGGACGGUACCAUAAAGGGAGUCAUCCACGGAAUAUCGGCAGGCACCAAAGAAGAGGAGCUUAUGGAGUUUCUCGACACCAGGAACGACAGCAACAGGAUCGUUCAGGCGAGAAUGAUGGGAAGAUCAAAGACAGCUCUGCUGACUUUCAUUGGAGACAGACUACCCAAGGUAGUCUACGGCAUGGGCACGAUUAUCUCGGUAAAUCCGUACGUCCCCACGAGACAAGUGUGUUACAGCUGCAUGAAACCGGGGCACAGGAUCGACGUCUGUCCAUUUCCAGACGUAAAAGCUUGUCAGAGGUGCGGCAAGAGGCAGCCUGAAGAAAACCACAUGUGCGUCCCCAGAUGCGUACUAUGCGGGGGAGAACACGUCACCGGGGACAAAGAAUGCAAGCAAAAGUACAAGGCGAGGUUCCAAGCAGGUAGCCACCAGCAAGGAAUGAGUCAACGAAAGGAGGGAGAAGAGAGAAAGGAAAGGAAGUGGCAGCCGCCACCCGAGACACGACGCAAUGAAGUCAUCCGAAAGAAGUAUACAGAAGAGGACUAUCCGCAGCUACCAGCCAGCCCGUGGGCAGCAGCGGCAACGAUGACGACGGCAACCAUGGGAAAAGGCCCAACUGAAGAAACAAGGAGGCUACGGGUCCAUCUUGGAAGGAAAGAAGCUGAGGUGGAGAAGAUGAAGGAUGAAAUGGCCACCAUGAGAAACGAAAUCCAGCAACUCAGGAACGCGCUCAAGACGCAAACGGAAAGAAAAAACAGUGAUAAACCGGCAUACCGAGCAAAACCGAAACCAAGAGGCGAAACACCGGUACCCAAGACUCCGAGUAACGAGGCGCAAGAGAUGAAACAAGAAAUGAUAAAAGAACUGAAACAGGAGAUACAAAAAUGGAUGACCGACAUGUUCAAGAACCUUCAAAUUGGAAGGGGGACAUGGGAAAGACGCAACAUGAUUACGACUAAGCGCAAGGGAAAGGUCAGAAUACCACAGGCACCUACAAUCAUCUGGCAAUGGAACUGUAGGGGACACAAACAGAAGCAAAGCAACUUCAACUUUCAUAUACAAAACCAAAUCAUCAGACCAAAUAUUAUUGCACUUCAAGAGGUCAGCGGAGUACCUAAGAUCUCGGGGUACACCACCUUGGUCAGCCUAAAACAUAAGCCAAGAACGGCGACUCUGAUAAGCAAGAACCUCACAGCCAUAGAGCACAAGCUCAAGGAGCAAGGGGUGGAACAUGUUCUACUCGAAAUCAUACCCAAAAAAAAGAAAGACAAGAGUCUAUUCGUGUUAAACGUAUACAGCCCGCCGAGAUACGUCGUCCAGGACUUCAGGUCCCUGUUCCGAGAAGCGAGCAAGAUCGUUGGAGGCAACGCACUCGUAUUGGUCGGCGACUUUAACGCGAGACACACGAGCUGGGGGUACCAAGAGGACUCGAAGAAAGGAAAGCAACUGGCAGCAGCGAUCGACAACGAAAGACUGGAGAUCAUCAACGACCUGCUCAGACCCACACGCACUGGGAACAGCAUCAACAGAGACACUAACCCAGACCUCACUAUGAUAAAAAAUCUGGACCAGCACAAGGUUACCUGGAAGAAUACCGAGGAAACGAUCGGCAGCGACCACGCAAUCAUAGAGAUAAGUGUGGAAGCGAGCACUAACAGACGCAAGAUUGGCGCCUCCAAAAUGACCAACUGGAACAAGUUCAGACACCUCGGACCGGAAGGAGGUAUUGAGGACCUGGAGACGUGGGUGGCGGAGCUACAAGCCACCAAAGCGCACUGCACCAAGGAGAUUAGCCUAACCGAGGCCAUACCGGGGGUGGAUACGCACCUUCUUGGGCUGUGGGAAAAGAGAAAGGGAAUAGUCAAAAGGUGGAAGAAACAAAAGCACAACAGAAAGCUCAGGCUCCGCAUCUCGGUGCUAAACAAACAGACCGAAGAAUACGCCACGCAAUUAGCCCAGCAGAACUGGGACCAGAAAUGCGACUCCCUCCAGGGAACUUUGGGACUUGCUCAGACGUGGAGACUACUACACCACCUGGUAUCCCCAGCGCAAACCAAGUCAGAAGGAUGCAAAACGACCCUAAAGAUCGUCCACUCCUACAAGGGAACUGACGAGGAUCUACUGAAACAGAUCAAAAAGAAAUAUAUUGGUGAGCCUGUACCACCACAAGACGAGGCGAGAUGUAUACGGUACACGGGAAGAGCCAACGAGAAGCUGGAUCGGGAGUUCGAGGAGGCCGAAAUGAUCGCAGCUGUACAAGACGCAAAGAAUACUACCCCGGGAAGAGACAAAGUCACCAAUGCCAUGCUCAAGAACCUGGGCUGCGAGCAGCAAACGAACUUAACCAACUUCUACAACAAAAACUGGAACCAGGGAACCCUACCCGGAGAAUGGAAGCACUCUGAGAUAAAACUCAUUCCGAAACCCGGAAAGAUCCCGGGUAUAGAGAACAUGAGACCCAUCUCUCUCACGUCGAACAUGGGCAAGCUCAUGGAGAGGAUGGUGCAGGGAAGGCUCGAGAGACACCUCGAAGAAGAGAACCUGAUGCCCGACACGAUGUUCGGAUUCAGGGCCCGCCUAAGCACCCAGGACGUGCUUCUACAAUUAAAGGAAGAAGUACUUGGGGACAACAACAUCCCCAAGUACGGCGAAAACAUCGUGAUGGCCUUGGACCUAAAAGCCGCUUUCGAUAAUGUUUCGCACAAGGCAGUAUUAGAGAGCCUCAACAAGAUCAGCUGCGGGGAGAGAACCUUCGAAUAUGUCAAGACGUUUCUCACGGACAGGACGGCAACCAUAACCAUCGGCAACGUAAAAUCGAAAGAAACUAGCGUCCCCAACAGAGGCACCCCGCAAGGUGCGGUCCUAUCGCCGCUGCUGUUCAACCUGGCACUCAGGGACCUGCCGGUGGAGCUAGAAAAGAUUGAAGGGAUAAGACACGCAAUUUAUGCUGACGAUAUCACGAUCUGGACCACUGAAGGAUCCCUCGGCGAGAAGGAAGAGAGACUCCAGAGAGCCGCAGACACGGUCCAUGUGUACGUGAAGAGCCGCGGACUGAGGUGCUCUCCAGAGAAAUCCGAAAUUAUAAGGAUUCACAGGAAUGGAUACGACCGAGGAGUACCCAUUAAUGUAUCUCUGGACGGACAAGACAUACCCGAGGUCAAGCAGAUGAGAAUCCUGGGCAUGUGGAUCCAGCAUAACGGGAAAGCCACGCGCACCAUACAAUUACUACAGAAAACUACUGAACAGGUGACCAAGAUGAUCACUAGGAUCACGAACCGGAGAAGAGGGCUCAAGGAAAAGGACGUCAUGAAGCUUAUACAAGCACUGGUUAUUAGCAGAGUAGUGUACAGUCUACCGUAUCACUACCUCGACAUGAAAGAACAAGAGCAGGUCGAAGUCCUCAUCAGAAAAAUAUACAAGAUAGCGCUCGGGCUUCCGCAGAACGCCCCUACUGCAAAACUAGAACAAAUGGGGGUGCACAACACCUUCCAGGAACACAAGGAAGCCCUACUGAUGGCACAACGAAGCAGACUAAAGAAGAGCGGGACUGGCAGACAGCUUAUACAAAAGCUCGGGUACGGCGACUGUACAGAAGUUAUCCAAAAUUCCAGGGAACUGAGCGCCGGAGUCAAGGGAACCUACAUAGUUAGGCCCAUACCGAAGCACAUGAACCCCAUCAUGCACCGGGGAAGAAGAAGAGCAAGAGCGCAAUACUAUGAGCGUGAAGGCAAAGACAACGAGACAUUCGUAUACGUGGACGCAGGGGACUACCGCCGGGAUGCCAAGGUAGCUGUGGCAUUGGACCACGCAUACGACGAGAUAUCCAGCUGCUCCAUCAAGAACGCCAGCAUGGAGGGGGCGGAAGAACACGCCAUCGCCCUCGCCAUGAUCCACGGCUACAGGACAAAGAAAUGCUACACGAUCCUAACCGACUCACAAAAUGCCUGCAGGAACUACCUGUGGGGUUUUAUCAAUAAGACAUCAGCAGCAGCCCUAGAACGCGCCUGGAAGGAAGGCGUGAUCCACAAAAUCAUUUGGAUCCCAGGGCAUGAGGGAUUGACCGGUAACCUGAUCGCAGACGCCGUCGCUCGAGCAUACACCAACCGAGCGGCGGAAGAAGCGAGCGGGCCAACGGAACCAGUACCUCAAACCUACAGCAGCGUACUCAACUACUACAAAGCGGGGAGAAUGAGUCUCCCACCCCCGCACCCCAAGCUCAGCAGAAACAAGGCCGUCAGGUGGCGACAGCUGCAGGCGGGAACCUUCCCCAGCUUGCUACGCUUCCACCACAUAAGCCCGGAAACAUACUCGGACAGGUGUCCCUGGUGCCAAGCCAGGGCGACCCUCUACCACUCCACGUGGGAAUGCACCUGAAACCCCACACUUCCUACGGUACAAGACAACAGUCGGCAGCAGUGGGAGGCCAAGCUAGCGUGCAGCGACCUGGAAAAUCAGGAAUUCCUGAUUGAAAGGGCCUGCAAGGCGGCGGAAGCCAACGGCAUCCUGGACUAGGGAAAACCGACCACUAGCUUU